Molecule: messenger RNA, 3829 nt
Organism: Pseudophryne corroboree (corroboree frog)
Lineage: Eukaryota; Metazoa; Chordata; Amphibia; Anura; Myobatrachidae
Gene: RCE1
Product: Ras converting CAAX endopeptidase 1
Exons: 8
Coding region: 30-956 (308 amino acids)
Biological process (GO): CAAX-box protein processing
Cellular component (GO): endoplasmic reticulum membrane
Molecular function (GO): metalloendopeptidase activity
Source: RefSeq, a predicted model, not a curated record
UCACAUGGUCUGAUGACGCCUCUACAGCCAUGUCUGAGGCUCUGGAAGAGGCGCCCGGAUCUGGGAUCUGCGCUGUGUCUGUACUCUGUUGCCUGUCACUGGCGUGCUCCUACGUGGGCAGCCUGUAUGUGUGGAAGAGCGGGCUGUCCAGGGACCACCCUGCAGUCAUCAAGAGAAGAUUUACCAGUGUACUGGUUGUAUCCUUACUGUCACCUUUAUUCCUAUGGGUAUGGAAAGAAGUCACAGGCAUUAAGACAGGUGCAGCCAUACUCUCACUUAUGGGUUUCCGACUUGAGGGUCUCCUCACAGCAACAAUUUUACCUUUGCUACUCACUAUGAUAUUAUUCUUGGGCCCUCUUGUACACCUUUCUCUGGAUUGCCCUUGGGAUUUUAUUGAUGGAUUAAAAGUUGCUUUUGAUCUUCGUUUUUGGAUGCUUUGUGUGACUGACAUGCGGUGGCUUCGUAACCAGGUUAUUGCCCCUCUUACAGAGGAGUUGGUCUUCAGGGCCUGCAUGCUGCCCAUGUUAGUACCAUGUACUAGCCCUGGCACAGCAAUCUUUACAUGCCCAUUGUUCUUUGGUAUUGCCCAUUUUCAUCACGUCAUUGAGCAGCUAAGGUUUCGACAGGGAACUAUUGUGAACAUUUUCCUGUCAGCUGCGUUUCAGUUUUCAUACACUGCAGUGUUUGGAGCAUACACAGCGUUUAUCUUCAUAAGAACAGGACACUUCAUAGGACCUGUUCUCUGCCAUUCCUUUUGUAAUUACAUCGGAUUUCCAGCGAUAUUUACAGCUUUGGACCAUCCACAACGUACAACCAUUCUUUUUUUCUACAUUCUGGGUGUUGUACUGUUCUUUUUGAUGCUCUAUCCUGUUACGGAUCCAUCAUUGUAUGGUGACAUUCCUGUCUGCUAUUUACUGGAGAAGGGAUCCCCAAGCCACCAUUCUCUUUGCUCUUGACAACAGCAGCAACCAUGGAACUUAGCUCAGCAGUCAUGUUAAGGCAAAAGAUAACCCGAUCUGUUCUGGGGAACAGAUUUCAUCCACAGUGAAUAGCAGACUAACCUGGUGCAGAAGUGGUUGGAGAAACUUCAUGUAGAUGUCACAUGAACUGUUGAAUUUUAUCAAAGAUUUGUUUUGUACGAAACUAGAAACUAUAUAAACUUUUUUUUUUUUUUUUUUUUUUUUUUGUUUCAAAUCUACAGUACCCAUUCUGAAUGAUGGGGCCUCUGACCGCGCUUUUAAAUAGAGCUACAUUUAUAAGACCAGGUGUUCUUUUCCAUCAGAUAUCCUAUAUAUCUAUAUUUUUGGAUGUAAAUUUAUUCCAUAGUGCUCUAUUUUUUUACAUUAGAUGGGGACCCAAACAUUAUUUUCUGCAUGUUUGGGAGAUGAAUAAAGGUUUCUUAUUUUUCACUGGAGAACAUUAAAAGGAACAGCCAAAACACUGCGCUGCCAUUUCCUUCCAUUAUACCUGUAGGCGCUGCUUUCAGCACUUUGCAACAAUUUGGGGAAUUUGCAAAACAGGUUAUUUUUAUGCAAAUCGGUUGAAGCUGCUAUUAGAGAACCUGUUGGAAACUAAAGGGUUAAUGUAUCUUUAUGUCUGCACAACACUUUUCUUGUUUUUAAAGCACUGAAAAUGGUGAACCUGCUGCUAAUUUUCGUAAACCUUUUUCCCACUGAAAUUAUAUUCAUAUAAAGAUAAUGUUGUUUAUUUGUAUGUUUUGUAUCACUUCAACGUUUUCACCUCAUCACAGUUUUGUCUCCAGGCGAAAAAGGAUUGGACCAAUGUUUUUAAGUCAAUGUAUACAAACCAGCAAUGAGUGCAGUUGACUUGAAGGUGUUUAACAGAGUGAUAGACAUUAUGCUCGGCCUAAUGCUGACAAAAUAGAUCACUUUUUUUUCUCUAUUUUAAAAGCUGCUUAAUAGAGGGCUGUUGCAACAUUAAGAAAUUGUGCUGAAAAGAAAAAUAGUUUACAUUGUUUAAGGCUGGGUCUCUCAAAAAAGUAAAAACAGUGCUACUUAGGUGGAUACUUGCUGCAAUAACUUCAUUGUUGCUGCUACAGACCUUUCUGUCUGAAACCAAGUGUAAUAGAGAAACACAGUGGCGAGGAUAUUCAAGGAACAGUGCAGCUAAAAUAAUAAGGGUUUUACUACUGAUCUGUGGAUAGUGACAGAGUAAUCUUUGUGUUACGUUUAAGUAUUUAUUAUGCAGCAAUGACAAUCCUUUACAUGCUUUUCACUUGUGAUGCUUAAACCUUAGGACACAAUGCUGACGUUAUACCUCUUCUUUACUAUAGUACUUUUUUUAGUUCCAAAUUGAAGUCUUUCUUUGGUUACAAAGAUUCUGCUUGGUUUCCUCAGUGCAUUUUGCUUUUGCCAGCUAUUUAAACUAAACUAAACUAGUUAUACAGGUUGAGUAUCCCUUAUCCAAAAUGCUUGGGACCAGAGGUAUUUUGGAUAUGGGAUUUUUCCGUAUUUUGGAAUAAAUGCAUACCAUAAUGAGAUAUCAUGGUGAUGGGACCUAAAUCUAAGCACAGAAUGCAUUUAUGUUACAUAUACACCCUGUACACACAGCCUGAAGGUAGUUUUAGCCAAUAUUUUUUAUAACUUUGUGCAUUAAACAAAGUGUGUGUUCAGUCACACAAUUCAUUUAUGUUUCACAUACACCUUCUACACACUGCCUGAAGGUCAUUUAAUACAAUAUUUUUAAUAACUUUGUGUAUUAAACAAAGUGUGUGUGUGUACAUUGAGCCAUCAAAAAACAAAGGUUUCACUAUCUCACUCUCACUCAAAAAAGUCCGUAUUUCGGAAUAUUCCGUAUUUCGGAAUAUUUGGAUAUGGGAUACUCAACCUGUACUUUAACAGUUAUCUACUGUAAUUUUCUUUAAAUUGUCAUUAUGGAUGGAGCAUGCCUAACAUUAAAACUUAAGACACUGUAUAAACAUAUUCUCAAGUCUCGAAACAUGAUAACAUGCACUUUGUUAAAGAGGGAUGCAUUUAAUUUACUUAGUCUCCUUACUGCCGGUAUUUCAUACUGGAUCCUUUAAAGGUAUGCUGGUGAUGUGUUACCAGUCCAAACUUGAAACCUGAUUGCAUGCAGGCUUAAUCUAGCACCAGCGAAAGCGUCUCGCUGGACCGCGCAUCGCUAUCGCUGUGGGGGUUACACACGUACAGAUCAUGCUUAAUUUCUAAGCAAUCUAGUCCGAUUGCUUAGAUUAUCGCUCCAUGAGUACCCCUCUUUAAACAAGCUUCAUGAUAGCAACUCUGAGUUGGAUUGUUAUACAGUAAAUUGUCCUACUUAGAGUAUUCUUGUAGCGCAGGAAAAUAAUAUUAAGUGAUUUUAUCCAUUUUCCUUCCAAAACAUAAAAUGUUUUUGUGCGCUACAUUAGCCUUUUAAGCAAUAACCGCUAAUUCCCACCAAGUAAUGCUUGCUUAGAGUACACACAAAUUGGUGCUGUUUGUGUCCACCAUUUGCAUCUAGCACAGCAUUUCAGAGUCCUAUUAAAGCAGUUAGAUAUAGAUUUGACAUCUUUAUUCUUUAUUUUUCCUCCUAAAGCACAAUGGGCCUGUGGUUUCAAUUUGUUUCUUAUGUGUACACUGUACUGACAUAAACGGACUUGUAAAAGUGUACUUCUGGGAAACUUAGUUGGCUAUCCAUAUGUUUUUUGCAGUCUUAUUACAUAGUGAAGUAAGGGUACUCCAUUGUAUGAGAGCUAAUGUAUUCUUAUAGAACUAUAUUGUAAAGCUGUUAUCUGCUGUACACCAGCAUAUUUUGCCAAAGGCUCUUAUGUGAACACUGUCAUUUUCUGUACUCAAUAAACAGGCUUUGCCGA